GCGCACCUGCGUGGGUCCCGAGCGUGCGGCUGCUGGGCCCAGCGCCCAGCCCCGCGGGCGGCGGCGGGCGAGCGGGCGCUGGAGUAGGAGCAGGAGAGCGGCGCGACCGGGGAAGGAAGCCGGGGCAAGGCGAGGAGGUGGCGGGAGGAGGAGACAGUAGGGACAGGUGUCAGAUAAAGAAGGGCUCUCCUCCGCUGCCGAGGCAUCAUGGCCGCUAAGUCAGACGGGAGGCUGAAGAUGAAGAAGAGCAGCGACGUGGCGUUCACCCCGCUGCAGAACUCGGACCAUUCGGGCUCGGUGCAAGGACUGGCUCCAGGUUUGCCGUCGGGGUCCGGAGCUGAGGACACGGAGGCGGCGGGAGGCGGCUGCUGCCCGGACGGCGGCGGUUGCUCACGCUGCUGCUGCUGCUGCGCGGGGAGCGGCGGCUCGGCGGGCUCGGGCGGCUCCAGCGGCGGCGGCCCGGGCGGCGGGGCGGGCUCGGCGGCGCUGUGCCUGCGCCUGGGCAGGGAGCAGCGGCGCUACUCGCUGUGGGACUGCCUCUGGAUCCUAGCCGCGGUGGCCGUGUACUUCGCGGAUGUUGGAACGGACAUCUGGCUCGCUGUGGACUACUACCUGCGCGGCCAGCGCUGGUGGUUUGGGCUCACCCUCUUCUUCGUGGUUCUGGGCUCGCUCUCUGUGCAAGUGUUCAGCUUCCGCUGGUUUGUGCACGAUUUCAGCACCGAGGACAGCGCCACGACCACCGCCUCCACCUGCCAGCAGCCUGGAGCGGAUUGCAAGACGGUGGUCAGCAGUGGGUCUGCAGCCGGGGAAGGCGAGGCUCGUCCUUCCACGCCGCAGAGGCAAGCAUCCAACGCCAGCAAGAGCAACAUCGCCGCCACCAACAGCGGAAGCAACAGCAACGGGGCCACCAGGACCAGCGGCAAACACAGGUCUGCGUCCUGCUCCUUCUGCAUCUGGCUCCUGCAGUCACUCAUCCACAUCUUGCAGCUCGGGCAAGUCUGGAGGUAUUUGCACACAAUAUACUUAGGUAUCCGGAGCCGGCAGAGCGGGGAGAGCAGUAGGUGGCGGUUUUACUGGAAGAUGGUGUACGAGUAUGCAGAUGUGAGCAUGCUGCACCUGCUGGCCACCUUUCUGGAAAGUGCGCCACAGCUGGUCCUGCAGCUCUGCAUAAUUGUACAGACUCACAGCUUACAGGCCCUCCAAGGUUUCACAGCAGCAGCCUCCCUUGUGUCCUUGGCUUGGGCCCUAGCCUCCUACCAGAAGGCUCUUCGGGACUCCCGAGAUGACAAAAAGCCCAUCAGCUACAUGGCCGUCAUCAUCCAGUUCUGCUGGCAUUUCUUCACCAUUGCUGCCAGGGUCAUCACAUUCGCCCUCUUUGCCUCGGUUUUCCAGCUGUAUUUUGGGAUAUUCAUUGUCCUCCACUGGUGCAUCAUGACCUUCUGGAUUGUCCACUGUGAGACAGAAUUCUGUAUCACCAAAUGGGAAGAGAUUGUGUUUGACAUGGUGGUGGGUAUCAUCUACAUCUUCAGUUGGUUCAAUGUCAAGGAAGGCAGGACACGCUGCAGGCUGUUCAUUUACUAUUUUGUAAUCCUUUUGGAAAAUACAGCCUUGAGUGCACUCUGGUACCUCUACAAAGCUCCCCAGAUUGCGGAUGCAUUUGCCAUCCCUGCAUUGUGCGUGGUUUUCAGCAGCUUUUUAACAGGUGUCGUUUUUAUGCUGAUGUACUAUGCCUUCUUCCAUCCCAAUGGGCCCAGAUUUGGGCAGUCACCAAGUUGUGCUUGUGACGACCCUGCCACUGCCUUCUCUCUGCCUCCAGAAGUAGCCACAAGCACACUACGGUCCAUCUCCAACAACCGCAGUGUUGCCAGUGACCGUGAUCAGAAAUUUGCAGAGCGGGAUGGAUGUGUACCUGUGUUUCAGGUGAGACCAACUGCACCACCUACUCCAUCAUCUCGACCACCACGGAUUGAAGAAUCAGUCAUUAAAAUUGACCUGUUCAGGAAUAGAUAUCCAGCAUGGGAGAGACAUGUGUUGGACCGAAGCCUGAGAAAGGCCAUUUUAGCCUUUGAAUGUUCCCCAUCUCCUCCAAGGCUGCAGUACAAAGACGAUGCCCUUAUUCAGGAGAGGCUGGAAUAUGAAACCACUUUAUAAAACACAAAGAACCGUAAUGUCCAUAUAAAGGGGUAACAGCAGGGCUGAGGCAAUAAUGACACCUUAUCCAAGAGUAGGGCAAUGAGCUAUAUGUUCUUAGUCCAAACAUUGUCAUGGUAUGGUUUGAUCUUCCAUCAGCUGACUGCCUGCUGCUGGUGGGCAUUCAAGCCAGUAGUGCUGAGAGUUUCUUACUCCGCUGAAAGGGGCGAUGUCAGCUUAGUAGGACUGUUGCUACAAAUUCCUCCAGCACAGGCUUGGGGCACAUUCACUGGAGGAUAACAUUAUUGUGAGGAAAUGUUGCCUCUAAUUAUUAGGGUAUUUUGAUGGAGUUUACUAAUCUUUGCAUAAAUAUGUUCAUACCACCACCACCACCACCCCUCUAUCAAAGGAGUUAAGGUGGAGCUGGAGAGAUGACUCAGUAGUUAAGAGCACUGACUGCUCUUGCAGAGGACCCAGGCUUGAGCCCCAGCAUCCAUUUGGUAGUUCACUACAACUCUAAUUCCAGAAUAUCCAAUGCCCAGUUUUGGCCUCCUCAGACACUGCACUCACAUGGUGCACAGACAUAUAUGCAGGCGAAAUACCCAUACACAUAAAAUAAAAAUAAAUCUCAAAAAAAAAAA
Messenger RNA from Rattus rattus (black rat), 2771 nucleotides. It is a transcript of the gene Xkr4, whose product is annotated as XK related 4. Gene Ontology annotation, cellular component: plasma membrane. Gene Ontology annotation, biological process: engulfment of apoptotic cell; apoptotic process involved in development; phosphatidylserine exposure on apoptotic cell surface. The record is from RefSeq and is a predicted model, not a curated record. Lineage: Eukaryota; Metazoa; Chordata; Mammalia; Rodentia; Muridae.